AUGGCCAAGAAUAACCUCACCACAGUAGCUGAGUUCAUUCUCACAGGUUUUACUGGUCAUCCGAACCUGGAGACGCCACUCUUCCUACUCUUUCUCAGUUUCUAUCUUGUCACCCUUCUGGGGAAUCUGGGGAUGGUGGUUCUUAUCCAAGUGGAUGUCCAGCUCCACACUCCAAUGUACUUCUUCCUGAGCCACCUCUCCCUGAUAGAUGCCUGCUACAGCUCAGUCAUCACCCCUCAGAUCCUGGCCACACUGGCCACAGGCAAAAUGGUCAUCUCCUAUGGUCGUUGUGCUGCCCAGUUCUUCUUCUUCACCAUCUGUGCAAGUACAGAGUGUUUCCUGCUGGCAGUGAUGGCCUAUGACCGCUGUGUUGCUAUUAGCAACCCACUGCUCUACGCAGUGACCAUGAAUCCCAGAAUCUGCUGGAGUUUGGUGCUGGGAGCCUAUGUCUGUGGGAUGUCUGGGGCCAUCCUGAGAACCACGUGCACCUUCUCCCUCUCUUUCUGUGAAGACCAGAUCAACUUCUUCUUCUGUGACCUCCCGCCCCUGCUGAAGCUUGCCUGUGGUGACACAAUGAACGCUGAGAUCAUCAUUGUCUUCUUUGGCAACUUUGUGAUUUUGGCCAAUGCCUUGGCCAUCCUCAUUUCCUACCUGCUCAUCAUCAAGGCCGUUUUGAGGGUGAAGUCUGCAGGUGGCAGGGCCAAGACUUUUUCCACAUGUGCCUCUCACCUCACUGCUGUGGCCCUUUUCUUUGGGACCCUCAUCUUCAUGUAUAUACGAAGCGGCUCAGGCAAAUCACUGGAGGAAGACAAGGUGGUGUCCGUCUUCUACACUGUGGUCAUCCCCAUGCUGAACCCUCUGAUCUACAGCCUGAGGAACAAGGAUGUGAAAGCUGCCUUCAGAAAGGUCACCAGUAGAUUCCAGGUGUCCCAGAGUGGGUAG
Sciurus carolinensis (gray squirrel) is the source of this 942-nucleotide messenger RNA. Its product is annotated as olfactory receptor 9I1. NCBI's taxonomy places the organism in Eukaryota, Metazoa, Chordata, Mammalia, Rodentia, Sciuridae. Gene Ontology annotation, biological process: G protein-coupled receptor signaling pathway; sensory perception of smell. Gene Ontology annotation, molecular function: odorant binding; G protein-coupled receptor activity; olfactory receptor activity. The record is from RefSeq and is a predicted model, not a curated record. Gene Ontology annotation, cellular component: membrane. The transcript has a single exon. The coding region runs from base 1 to 942 and encodes 313 amino acids.